AUGGCAGGGAUUGAAGACGUCGAGAAAAGGGUUGACAAGUUUGACGGACAUGAUUUUGUUAUGUGGAGGUCUCAGAUAACUGACUAUCUGAAUGUGAAGAAGUUGUCCAAGCCUUUGCUUGGAGUUAAGCCGCAGGGCAUGAAAAAUGUGGAUUGGGAGGAGCUUGACACUCAAGCUUUAGGAGCUAUUCGACUAUCGCUAUCAAAUGAAGUUCGGCGCGAUGUGAUACAUGAGAAAACUACUAAAGGGUUAAUGGAUACCCUGUCAGAGAUGUUUGAGAAGCCAAGCGCCGUUGAGCAGGUGCACUUAUUGAGGAAGUUGUUUUCAAUGAAGAUGGCCAAAGGUGGCUCUGUGCGAAGACAACAAGCAGCGGUUUGCGAUAUUGUCGAACAAUUGGCUACUGUGGAUAUCAUAAUUGGAGAACACCUCAAGGCGUUGGUGUUGCUGACCUCCAUGCCAGAUACUUGGGAUGUUACUGUCAACUCUAUUUGCAGUUCAGCUGGGAAGAAUAAGUUGGUCUACAACGAAGUUCGAGAUACCCUAUUGAGUGAGGAAACUAGGAGGAAGAAGAAUGAUGAUGAAGAGUCGUCUGCGACCACAUCUGCUUUGCUUGUAAGAGGAAGAUGGUAUAAUUGUCCAAAAUUGAAGUCAAAGAGAGCUACUACUGCAAUGGUAGCAAGUGAGAUGAUGGAGAAUGUUAUGGAGAUGCGCUCAUGGGAUUGGUUUUCUUCCUACAAGUCUGUGAAGGGAGGUCUAGUGAGGUUGGUUGGUGCACAAACCUACAAAGUUGCUGGUGUUGGAACAAUCAAAAUUAAGGUACAUGAUGGAUCAGUGAGGAGUUUAGAGAAUGUUCUCCAUAUUCCUAAGUUCGAUAGGAAUCUGAUAUCUUUGGGAACUUUAGAUUCGGUAGGCCACAAGAUUGUUGGUCAUGAUGGAAAUAUGAAAGUUUUGAAGGGGGCAAUCGUAGUAAUGAAGGGUAAGAAGGUAAAUGGUCUCUAUCGUUUAGAAGGGAGCUUUGUUCGAGGUGGAACAUGUGGUUCCGUUAAGAGUUUUGUUCGAGGUGGAAAGAUUGGCAAUCUUGGUUCCUAUUGGCAUUCAAGGGAGAUGAGCAGUAGUAAAUGCGGAGGAACGAAAUCAGCUUCUAAGAACGUGAAAUUUGAGGAGCAACCAACAUUGCAGCAGUCCUUAAAGGGAGGUAGACCCAUAAGGAUCCCGACACAAGUUUGUGGUGGAGAUAUGCUAGCUCAUGCAUAUUCCAAAAUUGAGGUGUCACCUACUUCAAAGAGUAAUGAGAAAGUUGAGAAGCAAACUUGGUGUUUUAAGAGUAAUGCGUCUAGAGAAGAUAUCGUUCAUGGUGGAGAAUAUGUUCAGAGGAAUGUUGCUCGUGGUGAGUUGUGCAAACCAUUGCAGAUCGCUCCCAUUAGGUUUGGCAACUUUAGUGGAGACUUGGAUUGCAUGCAAGUGGCUGCGCUGUGCAUGUUUGAGGGAAAGAAUCCAGCACGUAAGUGGAUAUGGAUUGGCACUGUUAUUGUCUCUGCUCUACUGGUACUAGUGAUUUUGUUCGCCUGCUAUCUACAACUAAGAAGAACAGGAAGGAGACUAGUAGUUUCAGGCCGAAAUGUGGCAAAGGUUCAGGAAAUUCUUACCUUGAUGAGACCUAAUAUACCUACUCAUGAGAAUGGAGUUGAAAAUGAUGGAAAGAUGGGACAAGAUAUAAGUGUCUUUAGCUACAAAUCCAUUUUGGCUGCCACACGCAACUUCUCCGAUGAAAACAAACUCGGUGAAGGGGGGUUUGGAUUUGUUUAUCAGGGAAAACUGGUGACGGGACAAGAAAUAGCUGUGAAGAAACUUUCCAAAAAUUCAGAGCAAGGAGCCCUGGAGUUUAAGAAUGAAUUGAUACUUGUAUAUGAACUCCAACAUAUGAACCUUGUUCGGCUAUUUGGAUUUUGCAUUCAUGGUGAAGAGAGGAUGCUGAUAUAUGAAUACAUGCCAAACAAAAGUCUGGACUACUUUUUAUUUGAUUCAACCAGAAGUGUGCUACUAGACUGGAAAAAACGUUUCAACAUAAUUGAAGGAGUCGCUCAAGGAUUGCUUUACUUGCACAAAUACUCCAGAAUGAGAGUGAUUCAUAGAGAUUUAAAAGCCAGUAAUAUUCUACUCGAUGAAAGCAUGAAUCCAAGAAUCUCUGAUUUUGGUAUGGCAAGGACUUUAAGCACAAAGGAUGAACUGGAAGCAAAUACUAAGAGGAUUGUUGGGACAUACGGCUACAUGUCACCUGAGUAUGUCAUGGGAGGGAACUUCUCCAUAAAAUCAGAUGUGUACAGUUUUGGAGUGUUGAUGCUUGAAAUAUCAUGGGAGUUAUGGAAAAAGGGUGCAGCACUAGAACUAAUGGAUCCAACACUAGGAAAUUCCUGUGAUGAGGAUCAAUUGUUAAGAUGCAUCCAUGUUGGCCUGCUUUGUGUUGAAGAGAAGGCAACUGAUAGGCCAAACAUGUCGGAUAUCAUAUCCAUGUUGACAAAUAAAAGCGUGCCUUUACCUAAACCAACAAAGCCAGCAUUUUGUACAAAGAGAAAUGUGAUCAUGUCUGGUGUAGAUGGAAAGGGGCCAGAACUUGUAUCAAUAAAUGAAAAUGCUGGCUUUGUAGGGGCAGGUAAUGGUGAGCUUUCAUUUGUCAACCCGGAGAGCACAUCUGACAUGGUAGGUCGAUUCGCUGCACUAUCCUCCACGCAUAGAAGAGCAACAUUGAUGCAUCUUAACAGUUUAUCUUUCAUUGCAAUGAUCAACUACUUGUUGUGCUUGCUCAUCAGUUUUUCAAUCUUGUGGACUAGUCGUGGUGCACCAUUGUUCAUUGGGGACACGCUUAGGGCAGGGGAGGCUCUCAAUUCCUCGAGCUUUAUGGUCUCCGCUUCGGGGGAGUUCACGUUGGGUUUCUACUCCGGCUACCUCACAGUAAGGUCCAACAACUACACGGUCUGGGUUGCCAACCUGGUCUCACCGAUUAACGACACUUCGUCGGCGCUUCUCACUUUGUUGGACAUGAACAAAACUCUCCUGCAAAUAAUGGAGACAGGUGAAAAACCUGUCGUUCUUUACUCCUCUCCGUUUAUUAUUAGUACCAAUGUCGUGGCUACCCUGACGGAUUCUGGCAGUUUAGUCCUACAAGAGGUGGGUCAGAAUGUUUCAAACUCUAAUGUGCUGUGGCAAAGCAUUGAUGAACCUAAUGUGGCACUUAUGCCGGGGAUGAAAUUGAAAAGUAGUGAUGAGAUAUACUCUUGGCAGGAAAGUCAGACCAGUCCGGGGAUUGGGUCUCUCAGCCUCCAAUGGGAUUCUGACAAACUCCAACUGCAAGUUUGGAGGGACAAUGCUAAUUGCUGGAGUAGCGGAGGCCGAUUCAGUAUGGGGGGAUUUGAGUUUAUUAAUAUCCCACAUGAAUCCAAGGUUAGAUACAAUUUUAGCGUGGUUUCGAAUAGCAAUGAAAACUAUUUCAGUUACGCUGUCGUUGGUGAUCAAGAUGUUAGAUCAGCUUGGGUGCUACACACAGAUGGGGAGCUUUAUGAUGUUUACAAUAACAUUUCUAUUGUGCGAGCAGGUGACUGUGAUGGCUUUAACACCAAUGGAGGGUGCGUGAGAUGGGGCCCCGCCAUGUCCGAUUACUGUGGUUAUAGCUUUUCAUUCAUUAAUGAUUUUGUGAUGAUAAAACAUGGUUCCUUCAAACCAAUCAGUAUGGCCCCCUCUAUCAACUCAACAUGGCCGGAUUCAUAUCUUAGGAAUGGUGAUUGCACGUCUACUUGUUGGAAGGACUGUGACUGCCUUGGUUUCGACUUUGAUAAUCAGACUGGAUGUAUAUAUUGGAGUAUAACGUACUUUCACUUCCUUGAAGAUCCAGCUAGUUCUACAAUUGGUUUCGUUCUACCGAGGAAACCACUUCAAAGAACUAAUAGUAAGGGUGAGAACCAAAGAAAGAUCCAGGAUAUGCUGAACAUGAUGAAUUCUAAUAGACCUACCAAUGCUAAUGGACUCCAAAAUGAUGGAAAGCGUGGACAUGAUUUAAGCGUAUUUAGUUAUGCAUCUAUUGCAGCUGCGACUUGCAACUUCUCUGAUAAGAAUAAGCUAGGACAAGGCGGUUUUGGACCUGUUUAUAAGGGGAAAUUUGUGACCGGACAAGAAAUAGCAGUGAAGAGACUUUCAAAAUGUUCAGAGCAGGGAAUAUCAGAGUUUAAGAAUGAGUUGAUACUUAUAUAUGAACUCCAGCAUACAAACCUUGUUCAGCUCUUUGGAUUUUGCAUUCAUGGUGAAGAGAGGAUGUUGAUAUACGAGUACAUGCCAAACAACAGCUUGGACUACUUUUUAUUUGAUUCAAUUAGAUCCCAACAGUUAGAUUGGGAUAGGCGUUUCCGCAUAAUUGAAGGAAUUGCUCAAGGUUUGCUUUACUUGCACAAAUAUUCCAGAACGAGAAUAAUUCAUAGAGAUGUGAAAGCAAGUAAUGUUCUACUUGAUGAGAGGAUGAACCCCAAAAUUUCUGAUUUUGGAAUGGCAAGGAUUUUUGCCAAUGAUGAAGAAGAAGCAAAUACAAUGAAGAUUGUUGGGACACGUGGUUAUAUGUCCCCUGAGUAUGUUAUGGGGGGGAAUUUUUCCACAAAAUCUGAUGUCUAUAGCUUUGGAGUGUUGAUGCUUGAAAUCCUUAGUGGUAGGAAAAACAACAGCUUCUACAAUGAUGAUCGCGCCAUCAAUUUAGUCGGCUAUGCAUGGGCGUUAUGGAGUGAAGGUGCAGGACUAGGACUAAUGGAUCCAACAAUUGGUGAUUCAUGUGACAAAGAUCAGAUGUUGAGGUGCAUCCAUGUUGGUCUGCUAUGCGUGAAGGAAAAUGCAGCUGAUAGACCGACGAUGUCAGAUGUGAUACCAAUGCUGACCAAUGAAAGUAUGUCACUGCCAGUACCUACAAAACCAGCAUUUUGUUCUGAAAGAAAUGUGAUCACAGAUGCUGUAGAUGGAAACAGACCGGAAAUAGUUGCAUCUGUAAAUGGUAUCUCCAUUUCUGAUUUCGAUGGGCGUUGA
Messenger RNA from Fragaria vesca subsp. vesca, 5055 nucleotides. RefSeq lists its product as uncharacterized. Gene Ontology annotation, molecular function: protein kinase activity; ATP binding. The coding region runs from base 1 to 5055 and encodes 1684 amino acids. The record is from RefSeq and is a predicted model, not a curated record. The transcript is spliced from 16 exons. Gene Ontology annotation, biological process: protein phosphorylation. NCBI's taxonomy places the organism in Eukaryota, Viridiplantae, Streptophyta, Magnoliopsida, Rosales, Rosaceae.